Molecule: messenger RNA, 9385 nt
Organism: Ceutorhynchus assimilis (cabbage seed weevil)
Lineage: Eukaryota; Metazoa; Arthropoda; Insecta; Coleoptera; Curculionidae
Source: the annotation of a GenBank genome assembly
GGUGCCGCCAACAGGUUUAACUAGUGGCGGUGGUCGUUGGAACUAAAUGAAUUAAUUUGAGUGAAGUAAAGUAAAGCCGCCUAUAGCCUGUCGUCGUUGUCUUUCUUGUGUAUUGUUACAGUGCGCGUCCCUUUGUAAUUAUUGUGAAAUUUGUAUACCUUUUUUAUAAGUUUUUGUUUAUCUGUUUUAAAAAAGUCGGUUUUAAUGAUUUAAGACAAAAAAAAACUCUAAUGUGCGCUGCUGCGAAUAUCUCAAGAAUUUUUAUUCGAAGUGAAAAACCCAUAGGCUUUAUACAUUUUUGAUUGGAUGUGCAAUGUGAUACGUAAUGGCGGGUAAGGCGUUACAGUGGAAAUCCGUUUCGAAUCCCACUGGGCCCCAACCCAGGCCCCGACAUGGACAUCGGGCCGUUUCUAUUAGAGAUUUAAUGGUCGUUUUUGGUGGCGGAAACGAAGGAAUCGUGGAUGAACUCCAUGUUUACAACACAGCAACUAAUCAGUGGUUUGUGCCAGUAACUAAAGGAGAUAUACCCCCAGGAUGUGCUGCAUAUGGUUUUGUAGUAGAAGGAACCAGACUGUUUGUGUUUGGUGGAAUGGUAGAAUAUGGAAAAUACAGUAAUGAAUUAUAUGAAUUACAGGCGUCAAAAUGGGAAUGGAAAAAGUUAACUCCAAAACCCCCAAAGUCAGGUAUUUCGCCUUGUGCAAGAUUAGGACAUAGUUUCACCAUUGUAAAUAACCUAGUAUACUUAUUUGGUGGCCUUGCGAACGAUAGUCAAGAUCCAAAAAACAAUGUACCUAGAUAUUUAAAUGAUCUAUACACAUUAGAUAUAAAAACUGACCCCCCUCAAUGGAAUAUUCCUGUGAUUCAUGGCCAGCUACCGCCACCAAGGGAAUCUCAUACAGGUGUAGCUUAUUGGGAUAAGAAAAAUUCCAAGUCAUUUUUAGUUAUUUAUGGAGGAAUGAGUGGAUGUCGGUUGGGCGACUUGUGGUUCUUUGACACUGAUACUCUGACUUGGAGCCAACCUUCUAUCUCUGGCAUACCACCUUUACCAAGAUCUCUUCACACAUCAACACUGAUAAAUGACCGGAUGUUCAUCUUUGGAGGUUGGGUUCCAGUAAUUGUCAGUGAUAACAAGUUGUCCGCGAAUGAGAAGGAAUGGAAAUGCACAAACACGAUGGGGUGCCUUAAUUUACAGACAAUGAGUUGGGAUUCUGUAAAUAUAUCUAGUGAAAGCGAAUUCAGUGAACCUUGUGCUAGGGCUGGUCAUUGUGCUGUUGGUAUAAACACUAGAUUAUAUGUCUGGUCUGGUCGCGAUGGGUAUAGAAAAGCAUGGAAAAAUCAAGUUUGUUGUAAAGACUUGUGGUAUCUUGAAGUAGAUAAGCCUCCUGCUCCUAGCCGAGUGUCUUUGAUCAAAGCAGGUACUCAUUCAUUGGAAGUUAAUUGGUCAGGUGUAACAUCAGUCCAAAUAUACGUUUUGCAAGUUCAAAAAAUUGACAUACCGACACCAAGUCCCUCACAAGCAAAUUGUACCAAAUCUGCUUUAACGAAUAAUUUCCAUAAUUAUUCUAGUGCUCCAAAAACUUCACAAUCACUAUCAAGCAAUGUAUCUAAUAGUUCGUCUCCAACGAAAACUUUAGUAACGGCUGUGUCUCAAGCUAAAGUACAAGUAAAGCCUUGUACUCCUAUAAAACCUUUUGUGGUAACAAGCCCACAGAACACUGCUCUCCAACCAGUUGUUCUACCUUCUCCUAGAGUUGCCGCAUCGCAGACAGUUACAGCUACCCAUCAAGCUGUAGCUAACCAAUCAGUUGUAGGUGUUCAACCAGCAGUAGCUGUCCGGCCAGCAGUAAGUGUCCAACCAGCAGUUGCCACCCAACCAACAGUAUCUCGCCAACCAGCGAUAGCUGUCCAAGCAACAGUUUCUCGCCAAUCAGCAGUAGCUAAUCCACCAGCAGUAACUGUCCAAUCUGCAGUAGCUGCUCAACCAGCAGUUAACACUACAAUUAUUGCAACACCUGUUUCUUCCAAUACAAUUCAAGUUUCUACAGUCAAAGUCGUGCCUCAAAAUCAAACUACUGCAACACAAAUGUCUGGUAUUCAAGCUCUAGCCGCUGCCGCCGCAGCCACACAGAAAAUGACGGUGGCUCAAACUCAACCAGCCAGUAUCAAAAUACAUAACGCUGUUACUGGUCAAGGGCCAACAUUAAUUAAAAAAACAACUACACCUCAAGGUCAACAGGUCUUUGUACAACAGGGUUCCAAUCUCAUCCAUAAGCAGGGUACCAACCUCAUCAAUAAACAGGGUGCCAACCUUAUCCAUAAACAGGGUACAAACAUCAUCCACAAACAGGGUACCAACCUUAUUCAUAAACAAGGUACCAACCUUAUCCAUAAAGCUGGUACCAACUUUAUCCAAAAGAAGGGAACCAGCCUCAUCCAAAAGCAGGGUACCAACCUUAUCCAGAAACCAGGUGGUUUGCCACAACAGCUUGUGACACUUGUUAAAACUAGCACUGGCAUGACUUUAGCCUCUUUACUGAAAGGUGGUAAUGUUGUCCAAAGCAAACCUGCUGCACAAGUUACACAAUCCCCAAAUAAAAAUACCAUUGUAAAAAUUGUGCCCAAGGUGACAUUGUUACCGGAAGUUUUAACUACUAUUAAAACAAUCCCUUCAAAUAUGCUACAGAUGAAUAAAGCUACUGGCAAAUUGGUUCUAUCUAAAGGAACAACUGGGCCAGUUUCAUCUAUUGGUAACCAACAAGUACUGGUCGUCAGUUCAACAGGAAACCUGAAAAAUAUGCAAACAUUCACAAACGCCCAAACAGUAAUGUCAGCAGUUAAAACAAAUGCAGUGAACACACAUCCUGUCGCUGCUUCUACAAUUCAUAACUUCCAGGGUGUUCAACUUGGCAAAUCCCUUACUGGAAGUCCUAAAACACUCAUGCUUUCCAAAAAUACGAGGCAAGUGAUGAUUGGGGGCAAGCAGCUAACCGUACAAAUGACUUCACCAGGACCUAAUAAAACUAUGACUGUUGUACCGUCUUCAUUGAGCGGAAUCGGAAAACUAGUACGUUUUCCAGAUGCGUCAAAAUUCAUGGUUAUGCGACCAAAACCACCCACGACUCAGCCUCCAUCCACUCUUGCUUUGUCUUCAUUUGAGGGACCAGCGACCACAGACGCGGCCUUAGCUGCUAUAGCAGCCGAAGCGGGUCUUAUAGUACCCGAAUCAGACGAACUAGAUGCAGGUAAUGAAACAGUUGAGAUGUAUGAAGACGAUUCCGCCAAUUCACCGAUUAACACGCUAGAAAACUCAGAGGAAGCAGAAGCAUCAGAUGGAGGAUUAUUGGGUGGUAGUAGGAUAAUUCGAAAACUUUCUCUUAAGGGGGGUUACAAGUCAAAAAGAUUGUUCAGAAAAUUGGGAUUAAAGGGGGGUAGUAAGGAUUAUGCUGUUGUCAAAUCAGAAGCGACCGCUGCUGAAGCUGAUUCUACCCAAAAUUUAAAUGGUUUUGCUAAGCAGGAAGAUGACGUAGCAGAAGGUAAAGAUGAUCUAGCAGAAGUUAAAGAGGAUGUAGCAGAAGUUAAAGAGGAUCUAGCAGAAGUUAGAGAUGAUGAAAUGGACAUGGAUGUGCUUCAAGACAAAGUAGAUAAUGAAAUUGCAAAAGAAGACGCUGAAAUGAAAGAAGUAUCUAAUGAAGACGUUAAGCAAGAUGAUGAAAAAGCGGAUGAUCAAGAAGCUGUAGAAGUUGAUCAAGAGGCAGUGUCCAAUACCCAGAGCUCAGCGGGCGAGUCAUUGCCUACUGAUAAUGAUAAUUUGUUAGACCUCAUGAAGGUAGAAGAACCUGAUUACUCUAAUAUGGAGAAAGUUGAAGCUGAUUUCUCAAAUUCCACAAUAAAUGAAAAAACUGAUCCAGACCCAAGUACGGAAGAGGCAGUAGCAAGUCCGAGAGAGGCAGAAGCAAGUCUGCAAGAGGCAGAAGCAAGUCUGCAAGAGGCAGAAGCAAGUCUGGAAGAGUCAGAAGCAGUCCCGGAAGAGGCAGAAGCAGAUCCGGAAGAGGCAGAAGCAAAUAUGGAAGAGGCAGAAGCAAAUCUGGAAGAGGCAGAGGCACAUCCGGAAGAGGCAGAAGCAAAUCCGGGAGAGGCAUUAGCAAUGGAAGCACGUUUUCCUUCAUUGGAAAAUGAGACAGAUUCCAAUGAAGAUCCACUUGCUGCUUUAGCUUCAGCUGCCUUGGAUGCCUCCAAAGAGUCGAAUGACAGCUACAGUAAAAAGACUGAAUUUAAUGGUCCUGCUAUACCACAGGAACCUGCAAAGGGAACUUGGUACACUGUAGGUUUUAUUAAAGGCACGUCCUACGAUGUGCUAAAUUAUCAUCUUUUAUCAGAUACUGACUCUUUGACAGUUGACGAUCUUCCCGAACUUUCGAACUAUCCAAAAAUCAAUCUGGAACCAGGAACAGCAUAUAAGUACAGAGUUGCAGGAAUUAAUACUGUCGGUAGAGGGGAAUGGAGUGAGGUUUCUGCGUUCAAAACAUGCGUACCAGGUUUUCCAGGAGCUCCUUCAGCGAUAAGAAUAGCAAAAGCUAAUGAUGGGGCACAUUUAUCGUGGGAACCACCAGGUGCUAACCCUCAAGAAAUUCUUGAAUAUUCUGUUUAUUUGGCUGUUAAAGGAAAAGACAGAGGGAUUACAAUGACCCCUCCCUCACAAUUAGCCUUUGUUCGAGUUUAUUGUGGCCCGGAUAAUCAGUGCGUUGUCAUAAAUCAAUCACUUCAAGCUGCACAUAUAGACACAAACUCCAAACCCGCAAUAAUCUUUAGGAUCGCGGCCAAAAACGAAAAAGGGUAUGGGCCAGCUACUCAAGUUAGGUGGCUUCAAGAUGCUGCUGUACAAAUUAAACCUAUGAAAAGAACAGGGGAUACGGACCAAACCGGUCCUCUUAAAAAAAUCAAGAUUGAAGUUGAGACAUGAACUUGGCCAAAACCUGCAUGAGAUUCUUUUUAUUUUUUCAUUAUUGACUUCUUCAGGCUGGUAUUUAUUUACAAUUUUUAUCAUUGCCUGCCAGGUAAAUCAACAUCAAGCAUACCCUUGUAAAUAAUAAUAUUAAUAGCUUGCAUCUUUACUAUUUCGCUUUUUAGGCCUAUUCGUGUUAAUUUUUUCAAUAGAUGAUUUACAAGAUAUUUCUUUCUAAAGAAGUCAAUAAAGAGUUGACAAAACUAAUCCUUUUAAGCGAAAUAAUGUUGUAUCUUAAAUUAAAAUUUAGUAAUAACAUUAGUAAUAAUAAUUUAAAUAUAUGUAUAAGAGGGUCAAAAUCAGCUUGAUGCAUUUUUUUUAUAUGUUAUUGGCCCUGUUAACCAAGAGUUUUUGUUUUCUUUCGAUGUAUAUACAUGGUGGGGCACGAAAAACUUUCCACUCAGGUGAUUAUUCAUUAUCACCUAAAACCUGAGAGAACCUGGGUGAAAAGUUUAUGUGUCCCACAAUAUAUAUAUAUAUAGUACAGUGUGCAUCAGCCGAAUGGAAUACAUUCGAUAUAAGAUAAUAAACGGAAAGUGCAAUUUAAAAAAAUAAAGUAGAUACUGGCACAGCUGCUCUUGGAACAUUCUGUAUAAAAAAACUUUUUGAAAAAAAUGUUUUGCAAAAAAACAAAAUCGACGGCUCCAAGCGUUUUUCCAAACAGGCCCUCAUUUAUUUAUAAAUUUUUGGCUGAUACACACUUUACAGUAAAUAUACCAAUCGUUGAAUUCACUUCGAAUUUACUUUUAAUUCUUUUUAAAUGUUUGACGAUGGAACAUCUAUUUCCAUGAGUAGUAAUAUUGAAAUGUAUACAUUUUUUCUGUGUUUACGCAUAACCUAACUUGGGAAUAAGUGCAGAAAAGUGUAUUUUCUUGUUUUUGUUUUUACCAAAAAAAUCUGGACAAUGUUGUUUGUUAUAUACAUAUAUUAUAAUAUUAUAUAGGUAAUUGGGAUGACCCUAAAUAUAGUUUAGGAUCUUCUUUUUACUAUUAGUCUACUUUAUUUUGUAUUCUAGUUUUUAGUCUUUAUUUUGUAAUAAGUGUGCACAUAGGAACAGUUUCUUUAUUAUCGUCAAUAUUCGACACACGAGUGAUUUUUUAUGGCCUAUGUGCAUACAAAUCAAUUGUAGACCUCCACUAUGUGUUGGCUCACUUCUUGGCAUAAUGACAUAAAAACCCCAUUUCUCUGUAAACUACGAUUUUGGUGUUGCGAAUAUUGGACUAUAAAAAUAUUCACAUAAUCAAACUUCCACAGAAAAAUAAACAAGAGUGCCCUAGGCAAACAGGCUGUCUGUCGCCCCAUUUUUCCCUCAAUUUUGUGUCGUUUUUGCUGCCUAGUUCGCCUAAUGGUUGCGCCGGCUCCGGAAAAAAAAACCCAGCCAAGUUUUAUGUGUUGAUAAAGAAGCAGACAAUAAUAAAUUUAGUUCACCAUAAAUUUAAUUAUCAAUUAAUUGUAAAGACUUACUACGGAUCAAACAUUUUAUUAUUGAUAAAGUAUAUUUGGAUACCUACUCAUUUAAUUAUAUUGUUGUUAAAAUGCUUCACCAUCUGAAAAAUCAAACUUGAACAUGACAACUGAUGAUCAAUUUCGAACUUCAUAUUCCUUGAAUGUCCAAUCAAUGCUAUACAAAACAACGACUUAUACAGCACCCUAAGCAGGGAUAACCAUGCCCUACCACUGUCAAUAUCCACAGUACUUGGAAAACUGAACAACAACACAAUUACCAACAACAAAAUAGAACUAUAUCCUUGGCAUGUUUCAAACAAUAAUAACUCGUACCAGUAAAGUAAAAGACAUCAUCAUGCAAAAAUAAUGUUAAUUGAAAAAAAAAAGAAAAUAAAAAUAAAAGUACCUGAUACAAAAGACAAAAUAAGGAAUUAUCCUUCACAGAUUCUUACAAGUUUAAUGUCAAUCACCUAAACCACACAGAAAAAUAGGGACAAGGACAAACAUCCACAUAAAGAGCACCAACAAUCACACCUCUGCAAUCGCAGAAAUACGAAAUAAUAGUGCCACAAUGAUAAAAUAGGGCAGAAUUAUAUUUACUUGCCAUUUCACAGUACAAUAAUGCUUAGUCCAAUAGAAACAAUCUUAUAUUUAGAUGUGUGUACAACUAAUCAAUCACAUUGUUAUUAUCAGCUGAACAGAACAUCAAAUAAUAUUAAAUGUUGAGUGUUGAAAAAAAAAACACAACAUGGACCUGCAGACUAGGUAAUUAGAUAAAAGAAAAAUUUAAAUGAGCAAAACGAUAGGCAUAACAUGUGGUGACUCUUAAGCCUCGUUCUCAGAGCUUUGUUGCUGGCGACAGCUUUUUGACCAAUAGAACGUCGAGGUCAAUUUUCCCCUAGUCCCCACUCUUCUGUCGCCGGCGACACUCGCUGUGGUUGAAAUUUUUCAACUUCACCGCGUGUCGCUGGUUUUGGUAGCCAUUUAUGGUUUGUUUAGGACUUUUCGGAAACGCUGAUCUGAUCAAUCCGAUCGCCAGCUGAUGUAAUUUGUCUUUUUUCAAUCGUGUUUAUUAAUGAAAGAUAAAAAACAAAACUGCUGAUCAGCGUUUCCAAAAAGGCUGUGUUGUGACUGACUAUUUUGGAGUUUUGUUGUGUUGUUUUGUGCAUACUUAUUUUAUGCUAGUAAAAGCCAUUGUCCAUCAUUCAUAAUAUUAAUAACCAACAAAAUUCACAAAUAUUUCAAACAAUUGAGAAAAAAAAACAAAAAAACAAGUGGAAGGUAAACAAAAUAAUAUAAAUGUUGGUUAGAUCUAAACGACGCGACAGCUAAAGUUAUCUGGUACCGCCAUCAGGUCAAUAAUUCAGGAAAAGAGGGAAUGGAAUGUGUCGCAGCCACAGAAUGAAGCUUUAAAAAGGCAGCUGUGCCACAUUAUGAUAAAACCAACAACAAAACAAUUACUAGAUAGGUUGGUUGUGACUUCUUGAACUCCCCGUCCAGCUUUUUUUCCAGUUCUGCACAUUAUACUGUCUUGACUUAUUUAGAGGGACGCCGCGCUGCGUGGUCACGUAACUUUUUACCAAGAAAUUAUUCGCAAUAAAUAACAAUAUUAGUGCCAAAUUUGAUAAUUCUCCUGAGUUAGUGAAAAGUUCAGUAUCGUAGAAGAAAGGGACACAUUGCGGGCAAUCUACAUAAUACGUUUACAUCUUCUUAAUAGGUUCUUAUUUCAAAUAAUAUUGUUUAGAUGUCAAUUUGUAAAAUUUCAAUCAAAAACCUAUAUAAAUUUGGUGCAUGUUUCUGAAUGGAAAUUAGUUUUUUUUUUGGAUCAUAAAGUGGGUUGUAAAACAAUUGAGCAAAAAAUUAACAAAAUGGUUUUAAGGGUCUAUUGGCUGGGUAAACUUUUCACAAGGAGAGGGAACUGUUCAGUGCUUGUUAUUAAUGUUGAGUGUUUACGGUUAUUGAGGCGUAUUCAUAUCUCAUGAUAAGUUUCACUCAGUGGUAGCUUGUAACAUUUCAAAAUGAGGAGGCUGUCAGGUUUUUGUGGCAGAAUUUGGAGUAACGGUGCAGGCUUGCGCCAUUGGCGAAAAAACUUUCCGCGUCACUCUGUCCAAUAAUGUUCAAGAAAUUAUUGGAAACACUAACUUGCACUUAUAUUGGGUCGAGUGCCAAAUAUACUAUAUGUCGAGUAAAAGCUAUCAAUUCCAUUUUCUUUUCACAUUUAAGGUAGACAGACGGUUUCUUACAAACAAAAAAUGUCACUCUGAUUAAAAGUAUACAAGUGGGAGUUAUAGAGAUCAAUCUUUCUCUGCUAAAUUUUAUUGUGAACAAAAAAUACUACAAUACCCACGCAACUGGAAACAAAUUCUGGCGACCUUAUUAAUUAGCAGCUAGCCUUUUUUUGCGGAUUUCUUAAGCCUCCUUUGAAGAGCUUGCACUCUUUUUACUGGUGGUGUAAUCUUAUUGUGUCCUUUUUCAAGUGUGUGUAUGGGAUUCAAUACUUUUUAUUUCAUAUACAGUUUGUACAUCAAAUUAUUACAUAUUAAUGAUAAUAAAAUCAUCAGAAAAUUGAAUUCAACAAUAAAUAUGUACUAAAUAUAUUGUAUAUUCUAAAACCCUAAUUUGUGAAUUGUAUAGAAAUCAUUAAAAACUAAGAUAAGAAUUUUAAGAAAACCAUCUUCAAUGAGAGAAUAUUUGAAGGUGGUGGUAGUAAGUAGUAAUAUUUAUGGUUUUAUAUUUGGGACAAAAACCUCUUUUUAUUUUUAUUUAUAUACAUUUUAUAUAUUUUUUGUUUUUUAUUAGGUAUGCAUGAACACUUAUUUAAGCUUUCAAAACUGCUUUUUUAAAUGUAUAUAGUUAUUUUGUAAAGCCCUUGUUGUAAUUGUUUCAUCGUCAUGUCAUUUAACUUUUUUGUUGUAAAUAAAUCAGGGGAAAACAAUA